UAUUUUUCUGUGUCCAUUCCUUGGUCUCUUUCUUCGUUUCAGAUUAAGUAUUUGGGCGAGUAGCUCCAGAUUAUUUCUGUUCCAUUAUGGCAAACCAGCCUGCCCCAACCCGCCCAUGGAUCCGCUUGGGUUCCAUGAGGCCCGUAGCGCCUGCACCAGCGCCUGCAGCUGCGUCCGCAGCUCCUGAGGCUCAGCCUCAGGCACAACCUCAGCCUCCUGCAGCUCGACCUAUUGUUCGACCCUCAUUUGGUCAGGUAUUUAGGCCCACAACCCAGCCUCAGCAGCCACCUUUCCGGGUUGGGAAUGUAUCAGUUCCAACUUCUCCGAUUCAGAAAACUACCACAUCCGUGCCAACAUCUCCGGUAGUCGCGAAACCUUACGGUACUUCAUCAGUGCCAACAUCUCCAGUCCAGAAAGUGGUCACAACUAGUGCUUUUCCAGCCACAACAUUGUCUUCCGUGCCAACAUCUCCAGUUCCAAAAUCUCCCAAGACCUCUGCCUCCUCCUCUUCAGUGCCAACUUCCCCCACAACCAAAGUCAUCUCAACCAUUCCUCCCAUCACCACCAGUACCACCACUGUUAUCACCGAAUCGAUCACAGUACCGGCCCAGGCACCAGAACCCCCACAGGCACAAGCACCAUCACCGGGACGGGCACGGGCACGGGCAUUGGCACCAGCCCCACUAUUGUCCAAGCUUUCAGCACAAACCACACCUCCUUCUGAGAAAGUCAAACCACAUGCUCCUCCCCCAUCUCCUCUAACUCUGCCUCCUGCCCAGCCAAAACCCGCUCCUGAGCCGAUUGAGCAGAAGACUGUGGUCAUCGAAAAGCCCAAGUCACCAUUCAGGCCCUCCAUUGGUGGACUGCAAAGUAAUGUGGGCGACUCUGUGAAGCCAAGCAUUGUCCCUGGUUACGAGAAGCGUGAGCCGGGGACCAAAGACCAGAAAGUUAACCUCAAGAAAGCAGACUCUGAGGAUGCCAGCUUGAAGAUCAUAACGCUUGCAGGUGACAACACUGGAGCCGUAAUGGAGCUAAGCCCCGCCCGCAAGAAACCCGACCCUGAAGGCAACUCCAACCCUCUUGUCAAGAAGACCGACCUCAAAACUUGGUUGGGGACCAAAUUAGGAAGCGAUUCCAGUAGCAGCGAUGAAGAGAAGUCGAAAAAGAAAGACAAAGCUCACAACAAAAUGGGGACCCCAUCACCACCCAUGAAUGCAUUCACGAACAGCAAUGUUCAAGCCGUUAACAACUCCAUUCUCUUCAACACCUCUUGCAACCACCACGAUCCUGGUGUCCAUGUUUUCUUCACUCGUCGUGGUGGCGGCCGUGGACUGCAUAUCAAGGACCAUGGAGAUGGGCAAGAUAAGUAGAGAUCAAACAGCUUGCACGCAUAAAAUUAAGCUUUUUCAUUUUCAAAAUUCUUACAUUAUAUAAAAGGAUAUAUAUAUAUGUAAGAGAAUAAAUAAAAGUGACUGGUUAUGAUAAAAAGGCAUGGGUUUUGAUUCUCCAUGGUUGUGUUCCAGAUCUUCAGAUGGAAUGUAACCUAAGAUGGUGACCCAUAUGCCCUCAUUUGAAUAUUUAUGUGUUUGUAAGUGUGAGGUGACGAUGAUUGGGGAAGAAAUUAAUAAAAGGUGCAAUUUGCAUUUGAUUUGAAUUA
Messenger RNA from Vitis riparia (riverbank grape), 1657 nucleotides. Its product is annotated as mucin-2-like. The record is from RefSeq and is a predicted model, not a curated record. The transcript has a single exon. NCBI's taxonomy places the organism in Eukaryota, Viridiplantae, Streptophyta, Magnoliopsida, Vitales, Vitaceae. The coding region runs from base 87 to 1370 and encodes 427 amino acids.